CCUAUCACGAGGUUCUGCAGUGCUUUGUGACUCCGCCAUGGUUCCGCCAAAAUUGGCACAGCACCUCUCAUACAAGAGUGCCAUUGCGCUGAUUCCACCAUCCUCCCUUCAGCCACCUAUCGAAACAGUGCGGCGCGUCUACGACAAGCAUUUUUCCCGCUGGCCGCCACACAUUAACCUCAUCUAUCCCUUUCUUGCAUCCCCAUCUGAAGCGGAAGGAGGUGUGCAGCAAGAAGACGAACAGCAACAAUCUCCUGAUCCACAGCUACCUCACUUGAAGCAAGAUAUCCGCACCCGCAUCUGCAGUGCAUUGCAAGAUAUCGAGCCCUUCGAAAUUCGUCUAAGUGCCGACCCCCCGGGUACCUUUUCCCAUGGCGCGCGAAGUAAGACUGUGUGGUUGGAUCCGGUGCCACCAAAUUCGGACUCAUCACUUCAUCCGUUGCACCGCCUUCAAGCUGCCCUACAAGCCGAGUUCCGAGAAUGCGAUGCUGAUGAUCGACCAUUUAGUCCUCACCUAUCCAUUGGCCAAGCAAAGAGCAGUCAAGAAGCCCAGAACCUGGGUGAAGAAAUCAGGAAAAGCGUAUCAAGCACCCUAGCUGAGCAAUCAACAAAUGAUCUUCAGGAGAGACAGCCAACUGUCCUUGACUGGUACGUUGACAGAGUAUACGUGCUUGAGCGUAAGGGAUACUAUGGCCGAUUCGCAGUCGUUGAAGAAGUAAAUCUCGGAAAGAAGUAAAGACUUCUUUGCCUAUGUUCAUCCUCCUUUAAUACGCGAAUUAAUGCGUGGCAUACCAAUACGACAACAUACACGAAAUUCCGUUCUUAGAAGAAAGGAUACUCAAGCUCAGUCAUUAUAUGUUAAACAACUCAGUUUUUAGCGAAGAACUCUCGCAAAUUAUCAUCGAGCCACUUCACAUCCUCCGCACUUUGUCCAGGACCUACGCAUCAGUCAACACGAGUCCACUUCAACUCAAAUAGAAUUCCACUCACCACCAGCCCAAUGUCCCCAAAUGCUCGGGAAGACUUUCAACGUCCCUACCCCUGGUCUCAUAUUCUCAACUUCCAUGUCGCUAUCCUCCGGCGGAAAAUACAAAUCCGUCUUUCCGGGCAGUACCAAAGCCUUCGCCUUAAUCCCGUGCAUU
Messenger RNA from Lindgomyces ingoldianus, 1142 nucleotides. RefSeq lists its product as uncharacterized. The record is from RefSeq and is a predicted model, not a curated record. NCBI's taxonomy places the organism in Eukaryota, Fungi, Ascomycota, Dothideomycetes, Pleosporales, Lindgomycetaceae. The coding region runs from base 38 to 736 and encodes 232 amino acids. The transcript has a single exon.